CUUUUUCCCCCUCUCUUUCUUCCCGUUUUCUUCCUUUCUUCAACCUCACUCUCUACCCAUCCCUUCCCCCGUCCUCCAUCCCACCCGCCCUCACAGUCUUUCCCGUCACAUCUUCCUCCUCACCCGUCAUCAUGGCAAACGAUCGCACGUCGCAAGACGAACGGAAAUUAGAAAGCGGAAAUGCCGCCAACUCCGAGUCGAAGGACUUGAACAUUCAUCCCGCGGUCUACAUUGGUCUGUGGAUUACGUUGAGUGGCAGUGUCAUUCUGUUUAACAAAUGGGUUCUUUCGGCCGCCAACUUCAACUUCCCCCUCUUCCUGACGACAUGGCACAUGGCCUUUUCAACGGCCAUGACCCAGAUUCUGGCCCGUUUCACCCAUAUCCUGGACUCGCGACACAAGGUCCCGAUGACUCCGCGGACCUACGCGAGGGCCAUCCUGCCGAUCGGUAUCAUGUUCAGCUUGAGUCUGAUCUGCGGUAACCUUGCCUAUCUCUACCUGAGUGUGUCGUUCAUCCAGAUGCUCAAGGCCACCAACGUGGUGGUCACCCUGGUGGCGACUUGGUCCUUCGGCAUGGCGCCGGUCAACUUCAAGGUCCUGGGCAAUGUCGCUCUCAUUGUCGUCGGUAUCAUGAUCGCCUCGUUCGGCGAGAUCAAGUUCGACAUGUUCGGAUUCCUCGUCCAGAUUGGCGGCAUCAUCUUCGAGGCGCUGCGUCUCGUGAUGGUCCAGCGUCUCCUCAGCUCCGCCGAAUUCAAGAUGGACGCGCUGGUCUCGCUCUACUACUAUGCGCCCGCCUGCGCCUUCUUCAACGGCGUUGUGACGCUCUUCACUGAAAUCCCCCGCAUGACCAUGACCGACAUCUACACUCUUGGCAUCUCGACCCUCAUCGCCAACGCCCUCGUUGCCUUCCUUCUCAACGUUUCCGUCGUGUUGCUGAUCGGCAAAACCUCCGCAGUGGUCCUGACCAUGGCCGGUAUCCUGAAAGACAUCCUGCUCGUGGUCGCCUCCAUCGUCAUCUUCGGCGACCCCGUCACGAGCCAGCAGUUCCUCGGUUACGGCAUCGCCCUCGUCGGAUUGGCCUACUACAAGCUCGGAGCGGCCGGCAUCAACUCGUUCGUCUCCGACCUGCGCCUGCAGUUGGCCAACAACUCGGGCAAGUCGAAGCUCAUCAUCGCCGCGGUCCUCGCAGGCGGGUUCUUCUUCUUCAUGUAUGCGGGGUCAGGCUCGUCGCCGGCCCCCGUCGCGGCCCCCGUCGCGGCGGCCCCUGCGCCUUAAAUUGCCAGCGUGGGAGGGCGGUCAAUCCUUGAGACGACCUUCUUCUUCUUCUUCUUCUUCUUCUUCUUCUUCUCCUUCCUCUUCUUCUUACUUUUUCUUAUUAAAGAUUCAGUGUGUAUCAUAGCUAGACAGGUAUUUCGUGGCGUGGCAGGCCACCCUGCUAGGGUUAGUUAGACUUUUUGCUGGAUGAUGUAUGGAUAGUCAUGUUACCGAUAUCCGCUUGCUUGUUUGCUUGAUUUUCAGAUGACAUUGUAUGUACUGGAAUGACGAAGGAUCGGCGUAUGCAGUGAUACUCGGAGUUGGAUAUUACUCUUGCCGGUAGUUAUUCAAUAGGAUAUGGUGUAAUGAU
Molecule: messenger RNA, 1623 nt
Organism: Aspergillus candidus
Lineage: Eukaryota; Fungi; Ascomycota; Eurotiomycetes; Eurotiales; Aspergillaceae
Product: TPT-domain-containing protein
Exons: 8
Coding region: 132-1274 (380 amino acids)
Cellular component (GO): trans-Golgi network; Golgi apparatus; endosome
Molecular function (GO): antiporter activity
Source: RefSeq, a predicted model, not a curated record